This is a messenger RNA of Lycium barbarum (goji berry), 411 nucleotides long. RefSeq lists its product as uncharacterized. The coding region runs from base 1 to 411 and encodes 136 amino acids. The transcript has a single exon. The record is from RefSeq and is a predicted model, not a curated record. NCBI's taxonomy places the organism in Eukaryota, Viridiplantae, Streptophyta, Magnoliopsida, Solanales, Solanaceae.
AUGACUCUUAAUGGUGAGGUUCAUGUUAAUGGAUCAUCUGGUACAAAUGCAACUCAAACACAGACUGAGAACAACACAAACAACACAAGAUCACAACUAAUUCAAGGAUCAAACCAGACCAUUGAUCAUAGUCACCCUCUAUAUCUGAAUAAGACCGAAGUAAGUGGAAUAUCCCUCAUUUCUUUUCAAUUGACUGGUGCUGAGAAUUACUUUGUGUGGUAUGGAUCCAUGAGACUAGCCUUGUUAGGAAGAAACAAACUAGGGCUAGUAAAUGGAAGGUGGAAGAAAGAAAAUUUUGGAGAAGAAAUAUGGGAGCAAUGGGAGAGGGUAAAUGCAAUAGUUCUAUCUUGGUUGGUGAAUACUAUUUCUAGUAAUCUGUUGAGUGAUGUGGUGUAUGCUAUUAAUGCUUGA